Toxorhynchites rutilus septentrionalis is the source of this 1443-nucleotide messenger RNA. It is a transcript of the gene MRG15, whose product is annotated as mortality factor 4-like protein 1. Lineage: Eukaryota; Metazoa; Arthropoda; Insecta; Diptera; Culicidae. The transcript is spliced from 3 exons. Gene Ontology annotation, cellular component: NuA4 histone acetyltransferase complex; nucleus. Bases 157 to 1302 code for a protein of 381 amino acids. Gene Ontology annotation, biological process: chromatin organization; regulation of DNA-templated transcription. The record is from RefSeq and is a predicted model, not a curated record.
UUGUAUGUUUACCUGGAUUAUAUAUGGGUAAACAAAAUAAGCGACUAUCACUACCCAUCACUGCAAUUUGAAACCAAAACAAUUUGGCUGAUCAAUAGUUUCCAUCGAAAGUGUAUUGCUGCUCUAUUGAUUAAAAGAGUAAUAAUCAGUUCAAAUAUGCCACCCAAAUUGAAGUUUACUGAAGGGGAGAAAGUUCUUUGCUUUCAUGGUCCUCUUAUCUAUGAGGCUAAAAUGCUCAAGAGUAUGGUAAUGAAGGACAAACAAGUGAAAUAUUUUAUUCACUAUGCUGGAUGGAAUAAAAACUGGGACGAGUGGGUUCCGGAGAAUCGCGUCCUCAAGUACAACGAGGCUAACGUGCAGCGACAGAAGGAAGUCACAAAGCUGCACUCCUCACUGGCAGCAAAAAACAAGAAGGUCAAUGUGAAAGCUAAGAAAUCGGAUACCGGAGCAGGAUCGAACAAAGAUAGUGACUCGCGAGCAUCUACUCCAUCGAAAGAGAUUGCAAAAGAGAAAGAACCGACAGCGAGCACUUCUGGAAACGUUACACCAACGGCGUCCGGUUCCAGUACGGCAUCCAGCACGAAUUCCACCAGCCGCAGUCGAUCGUCCGCUAAAGCUCCAACGUCGGCGGGAUCUACUAAAGAUAAAUCCGAGGAAAAUGAAACACCAACAGAGAAACGUAAAUCUGAAGAUACGCCGGAUGUUAAUCCUUCGACGAGGAAGAAACGAGGUCGCAGCGAUACAAAUUCGUCGAAUGUUGAAUCGGAGGACCAGUUCCUCUCUAAAGUAGAGGUGAAGAUAAAAAUCCCUGAUGAAUUGAAACCCUGGCUAGUCGAUGAUUGGGAUGCAAUAUCCCGGCAAAACAAACUAGUCGAACUCCCGGCCAAAUCGACUGUCCAUGAAAUUGUGGACAAUUAUGUUCAAUAUAAGAAGUCCAGCAAAGUUUCCACGGCGACGAAAGAAAACGCCGUCCAGGAUAUAGCCAACGGUAUUAUCGAGUACUUCAACGUAAUGCUGGGAUCCCAACUUCUCUACAAGUUUGAGCGGCCACAAUACGCGGAAAUUAUACAGAACCAUCCGGGCGUUCCGAUGUCGAAAAUUUACGGUGCUUUCCAUCUGCUACGACUUUUUGUGAAACUCGGGUCGAUGCUGGCUUUCACAGCGCUGGAUGAGAAGUCGAUUCAAACGCUGAUUGGUCAUAUCCAGGAUUUCCUGAAGUAUUUGGUGAAGAACAGCAGCACUCUAUACAGCAUGCAGCAGUAUGUCAACACCAGCCCGGAGUACCAUCGCAAGGCGCAAUGACUCCUUCUACUGACGCUUCGUUUAAGAAGAACUAUUAAUAUUAUUGGAUUUAAAUUUACUUUCAUUGUACGUUAGAAACGUACCGUGUAGAAACCCAUUUUUAUUUUGAAUCAAGAAAUAUAGAUUUGGGUUUGGACUAAA